This is a messenger RNA of Coregonus sp. 'balchen', 4319 nucleotides long. The record is from the annotation of a GenBank genome assembly. Lineage: Eukaryota; Metazoa; Chordata; Actinopteri; Salmoniformes; Salmonidae.
CCGGAAAUGAGGCAGGCAACAACACUUAGUCACAGCAUUUCAAUCCAUAUCCACAAGAAGUGUAUAGACUUUUUUUGUUUUACAAGCUAAAAGGUGAAUGACGCUAAUGUUAUGUAACUCAUUCUGCGGCCCCAUUUGGUAUCCAUUAUUAGACCACUUGACUUUGAGCCAGGAGAAUGAACGAACAAGGAAGUAAGAAGUUGCAAAUCGCAACAAGUGAGAAACUUCAAAGAUUCGAUACUUUACGUGGUAAGUGUAGCCUUAUAGAAUUAGGAAUUAAAAGACUAAUUUAAUAGGAUCUCUAUGUGUAGCUUGUUGUAACUAUUCAUACUUAAAGCUUCAAUGCAAAAGUUUAAUUUACCUGACCUAAAGCUUUUGCUGUUAAAUUUGAUUGAUUGAUUGGCUGCAUAGGUUAGUCAUACUCUUAAGGAGCCUAUCAUUACUCCUUAAAUGUUAUUUUCAGAGGUGAAUCGAUUCUCAAUUGCGAUACGGUUCUAGAAACAUAAAGCCCUUUACUUUCAUAUCACAUCAAAACAUACACUUACUGUACACGGGUGGGAGGAGCUAUAGGAAGACGGACUCAUUGUAAUGGCUGGAAUGGAAUCAAUGGAAAGGAGUCAAACAUGUGGUUACCAUAUGUUUGAUACCAUUCCAUUAAUUAUAUUCCAGCCUUACAAUGAGCCUGUCCUCCUAUAGCUCCUCCCACCAGCCUCCACUGCUGUGCACUGUUUUAACCGGCUUAAUCGCCAUUGCAGCCAACAGUAUUUUUCAGUGACAACACAGUUCUGGCGGCCUUCUUCCUUUACACACAGGUGUUCCGAGCAUGCUAGAAAGCUAAUUAGCACAGGUCGUCCCUCUGUCUUCCGUCUGUCAUCCGUUAACACGUGCUGUAGCAUGGAGAUAUGUCUGUGUGGGAACACUAAUGUGUAUCAAUUUAACAUUUUAGUUUUUUGAAAAUUAUUUCUAGCUGAUAUGAAAGAUAAGGUCCUUCCAAAACCGUACCGCAAGCGAUGUGUGUUAAUGUUCAGACCAAGCGUCAGGGCUCUUGACAAAACUCCCCCGUACAGAAGACACCUUCGUCCAAUGACUCUUAUGUGUAACGCAAUGGAACUGAGAGUCAUGAUCAAGGGCUAGGCUAGUCACUAGCCAUGUUGUGUUGGAGAGCAUCAAAACUGUGAUGUUUCAGGGAUCAAUUCUCACUGACUGAUCUACAAGAUCUACAAAUAAUAAUGAGUUGUUAUUUAUGAUGCAAGGUGAUUUGUAGAUCAGUCAGUCGGCAGUCGCCUGCACUGUCGGCUUCAAUGUCGAACAAUCCCACAGAAGCUAAUAUAUGUGUGUCAUAUAUUGCACACCCUAAGAACUCAAAUCAGUUUGUCUUUCUAUAUCCAAUCUUUUUUUUCUGACUGUCCACACUCAGUUUUAUGUGUGACCCACAUCAGAUUUGCACAUUCACUCUGAUGUAGGCUCUGAAGUAGCCCACAGAUGCCAUGCUCAUUUCCUAUCACUGUUCAAUGAAAUUGUUGGGUGGUUGUCAUGGUAACGGCAGGUCAUGUGCAAAACAACAAUAACAACAACAACACUUCAAGAGUAAAAAAGAAAUGUGAUCUGAACUUCCAGACAGAGGUCAUAUAUGUAGGAUGGUGCUUUAAAUUGGAAGUCAAAAGAUCAGAUUCCAUGUGUUUUAUGUUGUUGCUGUUUACACAUUAGGGAUGAGACCAGAUAGGUAUCAGAUAUGCAAAUAAUUGGUAAAAGAUCUGAAUUGGGCUGCCUGUCUAAACACAGCCAUGUUUUUUUGUCAUUUAGGUAAGCAGGUGCAACCUGGAGAGUUUUGGGAUCUAGUUGUGUUAACUGCUGUGGAUGAUGACCAGAGAGAAGCAUAUGAGCUUCAGAUCUCAGAGAAACUUGAGAGGAAAGAGAUCCCACUUGGCAUUCCUUAUCACGUGUUCUCAGAUCCACCAGGAGCCAAAAUAGGUGAGGAUAACCUAUAUUAUUGUUCUGUUUCUGAUUUAAAUAUUCCGUUAUUAAGUGUCUCAGAGUAAAAUAGUACAAUAAACAUAGGACAAUUACACAUGAUAGAAGAGUAUAGGUACAUUUACACAUUUUCAGUUUUGCUUUUAAGAUCACAUUGAAAAAGAUUACAUGGACAAGGAGGACCUGAUCCUAGAUCAGCAAGCCUACUCUGAGAUGCUUGGUACAUACAGCCCCUGAUUUCGUUGAAGCAUUUCACUUUGACUGAAUUGAACUUCGCUCUCAGGAAAUGGAGGCGCGACACUGCACUCCCUACAACAGCUGGAAGACAUCUAUGGGAAGGCUUUGGGUGGAUACAGGGUCCUCCUAAUUCAUGCAGGUAUAAUCACUCAUUCAUCUACACUUAAGUACAUUUACAUUUUAGUCAUUUAGCAGACGCUCUUAUCCAGAGCGACUUACAGUUAGUGAAUACAUUUAUUUAUUUUUUUAUACUGGCCCCCCGUGGGAAUCAAACCCACAACCCUGGCGUUGCAAAAGCCAUGCUCUAUCAACUGAGCUACAUCCCUGCCGGCCAUUCCCUCCCCUACCCUGGACGACGCUGGGCCAAUUGUGCGCCGCCCAUGAGUCUCCCGGUCGCGGCCGGCUGCGACAGAGCCUGGAUUCGAACCAGGAUCUCUAGUGGCACAGUUAGCACUGCGAUGCAGUGCCUUAGACCACUGCGCCACUCAGGAGACAAGUCAUGAUUUACUGUGUGAAUAUAACAUUUUAAAACCGUAUAUUAGUUGGAAAUUAUGUAAAAGUGAUAUAAAUGUAAGACAGGCCUAUAUUAUUGAAAAAUGGUAUGCAAGCACUACUGUAAGUCUACUGGAAGACACUUUGGAUAAAAAUGUCUGCUAAAUGGCAUGAUUGUUAUUGACUGUUUUAAAAUUGCUUUGAUUUUCCAAGGGGGAUUCAGCCAGCGCUUGCCCAAUGCCAGUGCCCUGGGGAAAAUCUUCACCCCCAUGCCUCUGGGAGAUCCUCUGUACCAGAUGCUAGAGCUCAAACUGGCCGUGUUUGUCAAUUUCCCCUCGCACAUGAAACCGGGUGUGCUGGUGACCAGUGCGGAUUGCAUAGAGCUCUACAGCAUAGCAGAGGAUGAGAGUAUCAGGUUUGACAGGUCUGGGUUCACUGCCCUAGCCCAUCCCUCCCCCAUCUCCAUUGGAACCACACACGGAGUGUUUGUGCUGGACCAGCAGGAGAAGUCUGGAUUGGCCGACAUGGAAUACAGGACCUGCCUCCAUUUUCUGCACAAACCUAGCGUCAAGAAGAUGCAUGACAACGGUGCUGUGUGUAAGAACGAGGAUAACUGUGUGUCUCUGCUGAGUGAUGCAGAGUUUGUCUACACAGACAGUACAUAUUAUGUGGACUACCAGACUGUGAUGUCUUUACUUAGUCUGUUCAGAGAGGUGCGUCCUUUGGGCUGCGAGAUAGAUGCCUAUGGGGACUUCCUUCAGGCCCUGGGUCCCCAAGCCACGGUGGCGUACACCAACAACACAGCCAACGUCACCAAGCAGGAGAGCAGCCUGGUGGAGAUGCGUCAGAAGAUCUUCCACCGCCUCAAGGGAACCCCGCUCAAUGUGGUGGCCCUCAACCACUCCAAGUUCUACCACAUCGGCACCACCACCGAGUACCUCUUCUACCUCAGCGAGGACCCGUGCCUGAGGAGCGAGCUGGGCCUAUACAAGGUGCUAGGUUGCAACCAAAACUUCAGCUUUAAGGUCUGCUGUGAGAUGCUCAGUGACUUGAAGCCCGGCUCCUCUUUAACUCCAGGCUCGGUGGUAGAGUACUGUAGGCUCGAGGCCGGCGCCCACGUGGGUGGGCGGACCAUCCUCAGCGGCUGUUGGGUAGGCGCGGGCCUAAAGGUGCCAGAUGGAACCUUCAUACACUCCCUCUGCGUGAACCGCCAGGGCCAAACAGGUUUCGUCACCGUCGCCUUCGGCAUCGAGGACAACCUCAAAAAGGCUGUGGGGGCCCCUGCAAAUAUGGAGGGGUUGAACCUGUUCGGGGCAAGUUUGGUGGAGUGCCUGGCGAAGUGGGGCCUGAGCCCUGAGAGCCUGAGGUUCUCUGGAGACACAUCGAGUUGUAGUCUGUGGAACGCCUGUCUGUUCCCUGUGUGCCCGGAUAUGCGUGACUCGUUCUCCCUGACUCUGGAGAUGGUGCAGGCACUGCAGCCAGGCGUAUCCACUGUCACACUGCCUCUUGGCACCAAGCUGAUGUCUCUACAGGAGGCCCUGCAAUCUAAACACCUGGAGAAGAUGCUCAAGUACAGGAAGAGACUCAUGGAGGACGUGGAGAAGAAGAAAUGGAGCUGA